Messenger RNA from Thelazia callipaeda (thelaziosis nematode), 255 nucleotides. NCBI's taxonomy places the organism in Eukaryota, Metazoa, Nematoda, Chromadorea, Rhabditida, Thelaziidae. The record is from the annotation of a GenBank genome assembly.
AUGGUGCUCGUAGUGUUUACUUAUCUUUUGGUGCCGUUUCCAAUUGUGUAUACAACAAAAUGGCCUAUUUUUGCGCACUGCAUUGCCCAGCUUACAUUAUCAUAUGUUUUUGGCAUCAUUUGUGCAAUGCUUGCGGAAUUACCUGCGUUGAACUUAGAAAAGAUUAUUCUUGAGAAUCGUUGCAAGCACAGUACUCCACAACUAGUCGCUAAAGAUUAUGGAUUACAGCAACUUAAAAGCAGCGAUUCGAGAUGA